AUGCCGCCCAAAGUACACCUCAUCCGUCAUGCCCAGGGCGAACAUAAUGUAUCUCACGACUACACGAUUCCCGAUGCCGUCUUAACCGCGAAGGGCAAGGAACAGUGCCGCGCUCUCAGUGCAGCUUUUCCGCACCAUCAGAACGUGGAAACUGUGUUCGCCUCUCCACUGCGUCGUACCAUCCAAACGGCGGCACUCAGCUUCGGGCCGACCUUGGCGCGUAAGGAAGUGCCGUUCAUCCUUCUCCCGGGACUGCAAGAAGUUGGCAACAUUGAAAGUGACACCGGCAUUGCAGGCACUCCAGAAGAUCUCGGGCAGAUUUUGCCAGCUUUGUUCGCAGAGGAUGAGCUGACGUUCGAGCUGGAAAAGAUUGAUUCCUCUGCUUUGACCCAGGGAUGGAAUUCGAAGGCAAGCUACUGGGCCUAUGAGAAGCCAGCUAUAUCAAGGCGUGCUGCAGACGUUCGGAACUGGUUGUUUCAGAGACCAGAGGCAGAGGUUAUUGUGGUAACGCACGGUGCAAUUGCCCACUUUUUGACCGAAGAUUGGGACGUGGAGGACCCAAUGAUAGGCACGGCAUACAAAAACUGCGAACACCGCGAAUUCGUCUUUACGUCCGACUCAACAUCCGCAGAUGCCCACGUUGAGGAGACUGAACGAAGCCGGGCGAGACGAGGCCCGAACGGGCCAGAGUCGGAUCCGCAUGUUCUGGACGAGAUGAAGACUAUGCAGCAGCAGGCUAAGGAUGAGGUGCAGUAAUCUGGAAGCCGUUGAACUAAGGGCUGUACCGGCGCCAAUAGCGGUAGAAGCCAAUUCAGGUACGCCUUCGCGC
Messenger RNA from Parastagonospora nodorum SN15, 829 nucleotides. RefSeq lists its product as hypothetical. Gene Ontology annotation, cellular component: cytoplasm. Gene Ontology annotation, molecular function: phosphatase activity. The record is from RefSeq and is a predicted model, not a curated record. Bases 1 to 756 code for a protein of 251 amino acids. NCBI's taxonomy places the organism in Eukaryota, Fungi, Ascomycota, Dothideomycetes, Pleosporales, Phaeosphaeriaceae. The transcript has 5 exons.